GUCCUUGCAGUCCGCAUGGGAGACAUGCAGCUUCUCUGCUGGGGAGACAGCUCCAGCGGACAGUUUGGUCCUCAAGGCGCUUUGGCUCCGGCGUCCUGGACUCCUCCCGAGGUCAUCAGCAGCAUCUGCUGCGGGGACCAGCACACUUUAUUCCUCACCAGAGAUGGAGACGUCUUGUCGUCUGGAGGCAACUCUUUCGAACAGCUGGGUCGACAGAGAGUUAAAGAUGCAAAGAAACCAGACCGUGUGGAGGGUCUAGGUGGAGUGGUGAGUCUGGCUUGCGGAGAAAACCACUGCCUGGCUGUAUGCUCGUCUGGACAGGUGUUCUCCUGGGGGGCAGGAGGGGACGGACAGCUGGGGACCUGCCCCACUUUACCCUCCUGUUGUCAAAGACCGAGGGCGGUGCCGAUACCUCUCCUAACACCGGUGAUUCAAGUCGCUUGUGGAGACUCCCACUCCUUGGCCUUGACUAAAGGGGGACUCGUCUUCUCGUGGGGUCUGAACAGUCACGGCCAGCUGGGUCUGGGGAAGGAGGUGUCCCUGCAGCCCACGCCCGAGCUCGUGCUCUCUCUGACCGGGGUAGCAGUGACCCAGAUUUCAGCCGGAGGGUCCCACACUCUGAUCCUCACACUCCCAGGCCUGGUGUACUGCUGCGGGGCCAAUAAAGCUGGACAGCUGGGGCUCAACAGGGUGGAUGAGAAGGGCAGGUUCAACAUCUGCGUGGUGCCUGCCCUCAGACCUCUGGGAGUCUCCUUCAUAAGCUGUGGAGAGGCGCACUCCGCUGUCCUAACCAAGGAUGGCAAGGUGUUUACUUUUGGAGAGGGACGCCACGGCCAGCUCGGUCACAACUCCACUGAUAAUGAGCUGAAACCUCGGUGGGUCCAGGGCCUGGAUGGAGUCAUCUCACAGGUUGCAUGUGGCAGGCGUCACACCCUGGCUUUGGGCUCCUCAGGCCAGCUGUGGGCUUUUGGCAAUGGGGUCAAAGGUCAGCUUGGGACUGGAGGUUCAGAAAGCAGCUUGACUCCCACGUUGGUGCGGCUUCCAUGGAUCACCGACGCUGCAGCGGCCACACCCAAAAACUUGAAAAUAGCAGCUGGAUGGAACACAAACUUCAUUCACACUGUACCAGAGGAGACUCUGGAGCGAGAGCUGCCAGUGGGGAGGCUGGAUGAGACAAAGCUGCAAAAGUGGCUGGCAAUGGAACAAGGCGAUGCAGAGGCAAAAAGAGAAAUAUUUUUGAUGUUUUCAACAAGUUCAAGCCUCGUUGCCAGUUUCACAAAAGCCAAUGGGGCUCCUUUGGCUGCAGAUGCCCUAACUGUGGACAUCGAGGCUGCUUGCCAAGCUUUUGACCAGUUAGUGGAAAAGCCAUGGAUCAAACAAUCAGUAAACUUCUGCCUCCUAAUCAAUCACCUUUUUGCUUCAAAAAGUGCCAUGAAAUCACCAGAGAUCUUUGUGAUCCUGCCGACCUGCCCCCUCCUCCAAGAGGACAGUCAUGUCAUGAAUGUGGUGCUGCCCCUGGCGGUCUCCAUCAACAAGCUCAGCGAGAAGGCUUUGGCAACAUUAAGAGGCUGGUUGUCCUCCCUGACUCCCUCCAUCAUCAACAAGCACAUCUCAGUGUUCAAAAAGGCCCUGGCGUUCAUGCUGAGGAACGGCCUGUUGAGAACUCACAACCCGGGGGUCCGAUACCUGCUGGAGGUCCUCAAGCUGCUCUACAAAGCAAACAAAGCUAGAAACUCCCAGAAGGUCCCACUGAGUACCUUUUAUGUGGAUGAAAUCAUUGGGAGUGUGGAGCCGUUUGAGGAUGUCACUCUUUGGCAUCAGUUUUCAAAGCUGGAGGAUGAUGAACACACACCUGCCAUCUUCUGCCGCUACCCAUUCCUGUUCAAUCUGUGCUGCAAGAUGUCAAUCUUUAACAUCCAUGCAAACAUUUCAAAGAAUACACACCGUCUUAUUCAUGAGUUAGCUCUGAUGUGGCCUGAUGAGACGCUCAUCAAUGCCACACACACCGACUUGCCCCCCGCCCCGGUCUUCCAGCUGAAGCUCAGACGUCCCCACCUGGUGGAGGACACGUUCAGACAGCUUGCUGCAGCGGACCACUGCGCCUUCCAGAGGGAGCUCUUGGUGCAGUUUGUGGAGGACAUGAAGCUGACGAUCGUCAACAAGAGGGACUUCUUCCUGCACGUGUUCGAGGAGCUGCUGGCUCCUGAGUCACAGAUGUUCAUGUACAAUGAGCAGCAGACGUUGGCCUGGUUCCCUGCAGAGCCCAAAGUGGAGGAGAGGCAGUACUUCCUGUUUGGGGUUUUGUGCGGCAUGGCGCUCUACAACCACAACAUCGUCCACCUGCCCUUCCCGCUCACUCUCUUCAAGAAGCUGGUCAACGUCAAACCGUCGCUGGAUGACAUGAAGGAGUUUGAGCCCGUGGUCGCUGAGAGUUUGCGUUUAAUCUUGGAAGACUACACUUCUAAGGAUUUUGAAAACAUGGACUUGGUUUUCAAGGUGAGCUGGAGCGGUAAAGAUGUAGAACUUGAUCCAAAUGAAAGAGGAAAACCUGUCACAAGCUCCAACAAGAAGGAGUUUGUCAGUGCCUUUGUCAACUACGCCUUCAACAUGUCGGUGGAGAAAGUGUUUGAGGAGUUCAAGAGAGGCUUCUUCAAAGUGUGCAACAUAGAUGUGGUGGAGUUCUUCCAGCCGGAGGAGCUGCGGGGAGUGAUGGUGGGCCAGGAGAACUACGACUGGGACCUGUUCAAGAAGAACACGGAGUAUGAAGGAGAGUACUAUGCCAUGCAUCCUAACAUUGUUACUUUCUGGGAGGUGUUCGAGGAGCUGACAGCAGAUCAAAAGAAAGCUUUCCUGUUGUUCCUCACAGGCUGUGACCGCGUGCCCAUCCUGGGUAUGGACAUGAUCCGCAUGAGAGUCGCCGUCCUGCAAAACGCCACUGAUCACCAUUUCCCAGAAUCCCUCACCUGCCACUCUCUGCUACUGCUGCCCAUCUACCGGAAAUACCCAGUCAAGUGGACACUGAGGGACAAGCUCAUCGAGGCCAUCAAUCACAACAGAGGCUUCUGGAGGGAAUAACACAGACUACGCCUCAGUUUGUCAGGUCAAGUGAGGAGGUUUACGCUUAAAAACAGCUGAUUACUCAAUACUUGUUAAGAAUUAUUAAUUACACCAUCCACUAGUAGAGCUUGUAAUUUAACCUCAGUUCCACUUUGGGGUGUUUUGCAUUAAAAAUCUGCAGAGCAUUGAACUGCUUUUAUAUAAAUCUAGAGAUUAUGUUAUUUUAAUUUGAUAAAUCAAGUCUCGGCUUGGGAUCCAUGCUAACAUUACUCUGUUUAGUCUGAUCAUGUGUGGAGCUAUCACAAAUAGGCCAGCAAAAUUAUUAUGGUAACCCAACACUUUUUACACCUGUUUUGAUGAUACUUGUACAUGUUCAAGCUUGAAUUCAUAUUUGAUGUGAUGUUUUGCACUGUCACAUACUUUAGGAUUUAUGUAGUUGGUGCAGUUAAGAGUUAUUUACAUGCAUAAAGAGUGUACACAGCUGUCAGCUUCUUUUGAAAAUUUUAAUUAUUAGACCUAGUAUUUACCCAUAUUCCUUAUUAUUUAAACAUCAAACACCAAUAUAUAGGGGGUCAGUGUCCAGGACAAUGACUUAUCAUUACGUAUCCAGGUAAGAUGAGUUUCUGUGCCAUAGCCUGUAGUCAGAAUAAAACUGAAAUAAAACAGGGACAUGCUGGUUAUGGAAUCAAAACUCUUUUAAAUCUUGUUUCUCCACUGAUACAAAUAAAUAUAAAGUAAUCACUUGUUAGACCGUAAUUUAGCCACCUCUUCUGAUUCUUAUCUGUUACUGCUGCACCUCUAAGGUCUGAUAAACUCUCCUUUUACCCUUGAUAUCUUGGUGUGCUUAGCAUUAGAUAGCCUACUUAUUCCACUUGUUACACAUUUAUGGGAUAUAAAACUAUACAUGUUCAACAAGCUGUGUGACUGAGUGAU
Myripristis murdjan (pinecone soldierfish) is the source of this 3990-nucleotide messenger RNA. Its product is annotated as probable E3 ubiquitin-protein ligase HERC6. Bases 16 to 3075 code for a protein of 1019 amino acids. The record is from RefSeq and is a predicted model, not a curated record. NCBI's taxonomy places the organism in Eukaryota, Metazoa, Chordata, Actinopteri, Holocentriformes, Holocentridae. Gene Ontology annotation, molecular function: ubiquitin-protein transferase activity. The transcript has 23 exons.